AUGUCAAGCGGCCCAGGACUGAAGAGGCCAUGGGGACGGCGUCGAACUGGUCGACCUUCUGACGCAUCACAUGUGAGUGUGAGCAAGGCUGAUGGGUCUAACCGGCUUAGCCGGAUUAGUCAGCAGGAAUUCUGGAUCACAACACUAAGAUACACCAAGUAUUUGAGUGUUUUUCGCAUGGUUAGGCUGGACUCUUUGGGGUUUGGCCACCAGGUUCCCACAGAAGCAGCCUCCAUCCCAGCCUCGUCCGAGACGGCCGUGAUCCAAGUGUCAGAUGCCCCGAUGUGCUUUGCCACUGGUUCUGGUGAAUGGGUGGACGCUGAUCCUACUGGUUGUGAUGGGGAAGAGGACCUUGACGAGUUGAUCGAGGUCUCAACUGCGCAGGACGUUGAGGUCAAGGACGAUGAGGCGCCUUCUCAUUGGACAGAGUUGCAGCUUCAGCUCUUUUGUGAGCUGCGAGACUUCCAGAUCCCGGCGGUGCGUGCGCGAAAGGCGAUUGAUGCAGACUGUGCGGAUGUGGAGGAGGCGAUCGCUUGGAUCGAACGGCAUCAAGAGGAUGAAGACAUUGAUGUCUCGCCCGAGAUGCUUCGAGCACGGGAGGAGGAAGAAGUGGCACUCGCCGUGCUCCGACUCUUGACGGUUCCUGCCUUGCACCGCCUUUCAUGUUUGCAAGGAGUGCACCGGGUAUUGCGGAAUAUCUUGGCAGACCCAGAAAGCAGCCGUGUGAGGCAAAUCCGCCUCCAGAACCCACGCUUCAGGGAGCGCAUCGGCCGCUUUCCCGCCGCCCUGGCGCUGCUCACGAAGAUUGGUUUCCAGAAGGGCGACUUCUGGACUUCGGCCUACGAGCGCCAGCCCUGCCUCGAGUGGCGCCACGCCGUGGGCUCGGCGAACGCCAUGUCUCAACGCAUGGAACGUGCUUUCUCGCUGCUGGACGAGGUGCUGCGGAAUCCGGAUGCCUGGAUCCCUGCCACUUGCGCAGCCAUGCCAGAGGUCAAAAGUGAUCUGGUUGACGUGAACGAAGACAGCAGCCUGGCCACUGACACCGCAAGAGAGCUUCUCGCCGAAGUCCAUGCGCGGCGGGCCAAGGACCCUCGAAAGUUCCAGCAGGCCAUGCGUGAUGCAGGUCGGCGUCCGAAUCCCUCUGUGUACCGCCUGGUGCCUCGAGCGCCCACAGCCCAGCGGCCCUUAGAAGAGCGUUUCCCUGGAAAGCGGGAGUUCAAUUUGCAGGACUUGGAGAAUAUGCGUGUAGAGGAAGCAAUCGGAAACAUGCCUUUGUAUGCCAAGGAGUAUGAAACCAGCUUGGGCCAGGCGUCAAGCUAUGGACAGCUGGUGAACCGGAGCUAUGACCCCAACUACUUGGCGCGCAGGGCACUGGACGAGACCAAUAUCUUUCGGGGUUCUGAGAAGAUGCCGCCAAUGAAAUGGUGUCAGGGCAUUGCCGACAUUGCCGCCGAGCACGCGCGACAGAUGGCUCGAGGCGACAUGCCCUUUAGCCACGAUGGCUUUGAAGAUCGCGUGCGUCGUUACCCCAUUCCGCACAUGAGUGCAGCAGAGACCCUUGGAGGCACAGACAACAAGUAUAGGCAGAUGACCCAUGAGGACGGUCAGGUUUGGGGAUGA
This is a messenger RNA of Durusdinium trenchii, 1620 nucleotides long. Lineage: Eukaryota; Dinophyceae; Suessiales; Symbiodiniaceae. The record is from the annotation of a GenBank genome assembly.